GACUAGAUCACGUUGAAAUUCAACGUGACUUAUGGUCUUGGAACGCAGCCUUUGCAAAACGUGACGCAAUGCCAACAUAAGAAUGUGUCACAUUCAAAAGAGCUGGGAAAAUGGGUGCUACGUGCCAAGAUAUUUUACUUAGAGAGUAUAACUCUGGCACAGUGCAGCAAGUCUUUGCGCGCAGUUCGAAUCUUACCACUCACGGAACUUCAACACUUUCUUAUGAUGAAAACGAGGGACAUUAAGAUGGCGUCAUCAUCAUUAUCAUCUGACGGGGCCAUGCUGGUCUGUCGGAGUGUAGAGGAGCUGAAGCGCAGGGCCCAGGGCCCGGUGAGGAGGAACCUGUUUGGGCCUGUGGACCACGAGCAGCUGCAACAGGAUUUCCAGAGGCACCUGGGUAUGAGCGUGGAGUCGGCCAACAAGCGCUGGGACUUUGACUUCAACACCGGCCAGCCGGCCGCCAAGGGCGCCAGCGUGGAGUGGGAGGAGAUGAAAUUCCAGGAUGUGCCGGCGUUCUACCGCAGCUGUGUGUUGAGGAAGCCGGUGAUUGGCAUCGACGGGCAGAGGGCGGGGAGAGAGAAUGUAAGGUUGGCCCGGGCAUCGUCUCCAGGGUUGUCCAGCUGUGGUGAGGAGUACCUGGAGGUGACCACCAGGGAGAGCUAUAGGAUCCAGAGGCCAGAGAAGAAGACGGCCAGCCAGAGGGUAGGAGCAGUCAAACGGAGACAAGCCGCCAUAACAGAAUUCUUUGUCGUGAAGAAGAGGACAACCAUGCAUCACAAACGGUCCUAUCGGCAGUAAACACAGCCCAGGAAAGAGUGCAAUUCAGUGGGCAUGCUCCGUUUGGAAAUCACCUCAUUAAGAUGGAUAUAUCAUUUCUGCAGCGUUCUGUAGCGACUCUGACAGUCAAAGAGCUCAUAGCUACAAUAUGUCUUAAAGGAAGUGGAAAUGAUGGAUAUGUUUGUAUAUAUAUUUAUAUAGCUGUAUUUCAUCUAUAUUUUCUAAGCUUGUAUUAUUGUCUAAGCUUUAGAUUAUACUGUGAAAUAAUUCAAAUGCACUCAUCAGGAAAAAACCUAAACGGCUCUGUUGUAAGAGAUUUCUUCCAACAGUACCCUUGGUAUAGUAUUUAACUCCCAACCACUUCGGCCUACACUCUAACUACCUCUCUAAGAGUAGUUCAACUAUUCCUGACCUCACUCCACGUGUCGUCUUCAGUUUCACCACGGCUGUAAAAGUAUCAGCCACGCGAGUAAGAGGCCCCGGGGUCACCUCAGGUCAAAUUGGCAAUGUGACCAUGAUUAGCCUAGGGUGCAAAGGUCAACUGUGAAGUUCCAGCACUUAGGCUAUCAGGCAUCGGUAUGAUAAUGAUACAUCUUAUUGAGCAGUAGUACUUCUCAGUAAAUGUCUAUUAUUACGGUAAUUGUUUUAUUCUUAAGCCUUUUGGUGUGAGUAUUAUUACAGAGUGAUAUUUGGUGUCAGUAGGAAACGAGCUUAAAUUAGCUGAAGUUCAUUCUCAAAUAUUGUUAUUAUGGCUAGCAUACACUUCACCGUUGGCACCACCGUCUCUGUACAAUUUGGCAAAAAUCUCAGUGCACAACUGAAUAAAAUAAAUCGUUUUGAUUUUAUUUAGCUCCCUUUGUCUUUUUAAGGUAGUAAAACAUAUUCUUGGAAACUUUUUGGUAACAAAACUGAAUAUACCUUGUAUGUUUGCUUUGUUGGCUAAAUCCUUUUAACAACAUUGCCUUUUCUACUCUUGUCUUUGUAUAAUGGCAGCCUCUAGGUUUUGAACUCUUUCCUGUAUGAAGGAAUGUAGCUUUGACAUUGUUUGGAAUUGAAGUUAAAUGGUGUUGCAGUUCACAAUAGUACAUGAAUCCUUAAUGCAUACGGAACAUUCCAGGUUCUGUCAGUACAUUUUUUUUUUUUUUUUUACGAGGAGCUGAGCUGCAACACAUUUCCAUUCCUGUGCUAGAAUACAAGACAGUUGUGACAACUGAGGGAGUUGACCAAAAAAAACAUAUUAUAUGUGAGUCAUCUGUAAGCGUUGGCCUGAGUCAAGGGACAUAGAAAUCCACAUACCUUAAGCAUCUCCAAAUCCAUCUCAGAUAUACCUGUGAUUAAUAUACAGCGUCACAGAUUCUGUCCGUUGGCAUUGCAUUCCAAACGUUAUGCCGUUCAUUCUCCAUAGCCAGAGUCACAUCGCAAUACAGUAAAUAAUAGUGGCAAAAAUAGCAGUCCUACAGGGAGUGCCUUUCCCUAAAUGUGUCAUGUUCGAACAAAUAGACAUCAUCUGGAUUACCUACCUCAUUGAGUGAUUGACAAGAAUAGAAAAAAUGAUAUACAACAUUUUAAAAAAAAGUCAAAUAAUUCCAAAAUAUUUGUUGGAAACUACAGGAGAUGAUUUGUUAUUGCUGUUCAUAGCUGGUUCCGUGGGAUAGCGGCUUCAGACCAUAGGCUUUAGUUACACAUCAGGUAAAAGUGUGUCAGAGUGAUAGGACCCAUUCCAGCUCAAAGCAGGACGGAGGAAACUCAAGUCCUCUGGGAGUCCUGAGCGUUGUUAUUUUUAUUUAUUUAUUUUAUUUAACCUUUAUUUAACCAGGAAGGGCUCAUUGAGAUUAAAAUCUAUUUUUCCAACAGCACCCUGGCCAAGAUAGGCAGCACUAAGUCAUUACAAAAAAAAUGACAGACAUGAAAAACUACAAGUAAUCUAGUAGAAACCAUUGAAUUCACAAGAGUAUAAAACAGUAAAUUAAAAACAUUGACAGGUCAGGGAAUCAGCCUCAAAAGUUCUUCCAGUUUAAAAGUAUUUUAUACCAAAUUCACCAAUUGGGACAAGUUCUUCCAGUUUAAAAGCCCUUUACCAAUUUCAGUUGGGACAUUUGGAACAGUUAGCAGGAUAAAGUCCAGCGAACGAAGAAAGUACUUUAUUAACAGACCGCAACAGAAUGAUGUCCGAGACCCUGAAUCAAAGUGGUUCUAUAGCCAGACGAGUGGCCUGUGUUCUAGAGGGCUUUUGUCUGGAUCCAAAGAGGUUCUUAUACCAGCGCCCUCUUGACUUGCCAACGUAGAGAGUCAUGUCAACAGAAUGAUGAGACUUCUGUUUACACACUUCCCCUCGCCAAUGGAAUCGAUGAUCUGUUUUUUAUUGAAUCAUAUUUGAUGGUGGUUUUUGUGUGUGUGUUCGGACUUGAGUCUGUGUGUACGUUGGUUUAUAUGCGCCUGUCUUUCAAUGUGUUGAAAAUAAAAACUUUAAAAGUC
This is a messenger RNA of Oncorhynchus keta (chum salmon), 3252 nucleotides long. RefSeq names its product cyclin-dependent kinase inhibitor 1-like. Gene Ontology annotation, molecular function: cyclin-dependent protein serine/threonine kinase inhibitor activity. The transcript has 3 exons. The coding region runs from base 223 to 798 and encodes 191 amino acids. Lineage: Eukaryota; Metazoa; Chordata; Actinopteri; Salmoniformes; Salmonidae. The record is from RefSeq and is a predicted model, not a curated record. Gene Ontology annotation, biological process: signal transduction by p53 class mediator; regulation of mitotic cell cycle. Gene Ontology annotation, cellular component: nucleus.